ACAGCUUAUAACAACAAUUUAUUUCUCUUAUUAUUAUUAUUAUUAUUAUUAUUAUUUCAUGGAGGGUCGUUCACUCCUAAUACACGGUAUUUAUGGAUGCACCGAGUGCAGGCACAUUUUUCAUCUCUGAUGUACUAUCACAUAGCCAGCGACCCACCCCUAUCUUCUUGUUCUUCACCUCCCUCCCCAAUCAGUGAGUGUACUUCCUGCUUCCCUUCUCCUCCUCCUCCUCUAAUUUUCCAUUUUCUUUGUUUUUUUUUCACUCACUGUUUUUCCCCAAAAUAAUCAAAAUCCAAAACCUCAAUACUUCCCUUGUGCCAAAUAAUGCUCCAAAGCCUUCUCCCUCGAUCUCCCAUCACUAAUGCUGCCAGCUCCGACGCGCCGCCGAUGAGUCGACCGAAGCGCUCCGCCGACGCCCGCGACCUCACACCCUCCUCCUCCUCCCCAGCAGCCGCCGCCGCCGCCUGCGACGAUGACGACGAUCGCCUACGGAAGAGAAAACAACUACAAUUAUAUCCGCAACCGGAACCGCAGCCGCCGCAGCAGCAGCAGCAGCAGCAUGUUGUCGACGUGAUUCAAGAACGUAAGAAUGAUAACACCUAUUUUUCCGCCGGUAGUAGCAGUAGUAGUAGUGCAGUGGAGUCGCGGGUGCUCCGCCUGCUGGGGCUGCUGCUCCACUGCGCCGAAGCCGUGGCUGCCGACCGGCUAUCGGAGGCACGCGACAUCCUCCCGGAGAUCAACGAGCUCGCGUCCCCCUUCGGUUCCUCUCCGGAGCGCGUCGCCGCGUACUUCGCCGACGCGCUCGGCGCCCGCAUCCUCAGCUCCUACCUCGGCGUCUACUCCCCGCUAAUCCACCACCACAAACCCCUCGUCACUUCCCACCACAACCGCAUCUUCAACGCGUUCCAGGUGUAUAAUUCGAUCUCCCCGCUGGUCAAAUUCUCGCACUUCACCUCCAACCAGGCGAUCUUCCAGGCGCUGGACGGCGAGGAGCGGGUGCACAUAAUCGACCUCGACAUCAUGCAGGGCCUGCAGUGGCCCGGGCUCUUCCAGAUCCUGGCGUCGCGGCCUCUGAAGCUCCGGUCGCUCCGCAUCACCGGGCUCGGGUCCUCCCUCGAGCUGCUCGAGGCGACCGGCCGCCGGCUCUCCGACUUCGCCGCGGCGCUGGGGCUGCCGUUCGAGUUCCAGCCGGUCGAGGGGAAGAUCGGGGACCAGAGCAAGGCGGGCGGCGGCGGCGGCGCGUUCGCGCCGCGGGACGGGCGGGAGGUGGCCGUCGUGCACUGGAUGCACCACUGCCUGUACGACGUGACGGGGUCGGACGAGGCGGCGGUGUCGGUGAUCAAGAACGUGAUCCGGCCGCGGCUGGUGACGGUGGUGGAGCAGGACCUGGGGCGGCACGGGGGGGACUUCCUGGGCAGGUUCGUGGAGGCGCUGCAUUACUACUCGGCGGUGUUCGACGCGCUCGGGGAGGGGGCGGCGGCGGAGGGGAGUCGGGAGGAGGAGGAGGCCGAGCGGCACGACGUGGAGCGGCAGCUGCUGGGGGCGGAGAUCCGGAACAUCGUGGCGGUCGGGGGGCCGAAGCGGACGGGGGAGGUGGCGGUCGGGCGGUGGGGGGAGGAGAUGCGGAGGGCGGGUUUCGAGCAGGUGUCGCUGGCGGGAGGGCCCGCGGCCGCGCAGGCCAACCUCUUGCUCGGAAUGCGGCUGCCGUGGAAGGGGUACACUCUGGUGGAGGAGGCCGGCUGCCUCAAGCUCGGCUGGAAGGACCUCUCCUUGCUGACGGCAUCAGCUUGGAAGACUGGAAACAGCCACGGCCCCGCAGAAGGCGGAGAAGACCGAGACCACGUUCAACCGCCGCCGCAGCAGCAGCAGCAUCAUCAUCACUCAUCUCUCUUGACAUAAUCACUUUGUUUUUAUUCUUGCCCUCUGUUUUUUUUUUUUUUUUUUUUAAAUAUCUGUACCCAACCGAAGAGUUAGUACGAGAAUUGCAUCUUCAAACCGUUAGAAUUUCGUCCAAGAAUUAGUAUAAUAACACGAUCUGCUACGUUAUUCGGAAGGAAUAUUAUAGCUGA
Messenger RNA from Ananas comosus (pineapple), 2069 nucleotides. RefSeq names its product scarecrow-like protein 23. The transcript has a single exon. Gene Ontology annotation, biological process: bundle sheath cell fate specification; leaf development; regulation of DNA-templated transcription. NCBI's taxonomy places the organism in Eukaryota, Viridiplantae, Streptophyta, Magnoliopsida, Poales, Bromeliaceae. The record is from RefSeq and is a predicted model, not a curated record. Gene Ontology annotation, cellular component: nucleus. Gene Ontology annotation, molecular function: sequence-specific DNA binding; DNA-binding transcription factor activity. Bases 325 to 1899 code for a protein of 524 amino acids.